This is a messenger RNA of Notolabrus celidotus (New Zealand spotty), 2882 nucleotides long. It is a transcript of the gene qars1, whose product is annotated as glutaminyl-tRNA synthetase 1. The record is from RefSeq and is a predicted model, not a curated record. Bases 98 to 2428 code for a protein of 776 amino acids. The transcript is spliced from 23 exons. NCBI's taxonomy places the organism in Eukaryota, Metazoa, Chordata, Actinopteri, Labriformes, Labridae. Gene Ontology annotation, cellular component: cytosol; cytoplasm; aminoacyl-tRNA synthetase multienzyme complex. Gene Ontology annotation, molecular function: ATP binding; glutamine-tRNA ligase activity. Gene Ontology annotation, biological process: glutaminyl-tRNA aminoacylation; translation.
AGUGGGCCAUGAUCGCUCAUUCUCCGUGUACAGAAAUCGUGCGCGGUUGGUGGCGUGUCGGGGUGGCUCCAAGUUAGCCGGCAAAUAAGGUGUAAAAAUGGCAGAUUCAUUGGCACUUUUUACUUCCAUUGGACUGAGUGAGCAGAAAGCGAAGGAAACUCUGAAGAAUGAAGCGCUGAGUUCUGCCUUAAAGGACGCAAUUGUACAGGCCCAGAAUGUCCGUGGCGCAUCAGGGUUGGACAAAGCCAUGGGGACUUUGCUGUACAGUAUGGCAUCUCGCCUGAAAGACACCAAACGCCUGGCAUUUCUGUCAGACAGCAUCGCCCAGUCCAAAAUCUGCACCGAGUUGCAACUCGCAGCUGCACUGGAGUUUGUGAAGAGCCACCCCCAGGACCCCAUCAACCAAAAGGAGUUUGACGAAGCAUGUGGAGUGGGCGUGGUCAUCACACCAGAGCAGAUUGAGGAUGCAGUGGAGAAGGUGAUCAAGAAGCACAAGGAACAGCUGUUAAAUGAGAGGUACCGCUUCAACAUGGGACUGCUAAUGGGAGAGGGACGUGCUGCUCUGAAAUGGGCAGAUGGAAAAGUCAUUAAAAAUGAGGUGGACAUGCAGGUCCUUCACCUCUUAGGACCCAAGACCGAGGCAGAUCUGGAGAAGAAACCUAAGCCCCUGAAAGUUAAGGCCACAGAGAAUGAGUCAAAGGUGAAGAAAGAUGAGGUGGCAGUGAAUGGUGAGGCGAUGACAGGGGAGGGAAUGUCACUGAUGGAGCAGCUCCGAGGAGAGGCAUUGAAGUUCCAUAAACCAGGAGAGAACUACAAAACUGAGGGCUAUGUGGUCACACCGAACACAAUGAACCUGCUCAAAAAGCAUCUGGAGAUCACUGGUGGACAGAUCCGAACUCGUUUUCCUCCUGAGCCCAAUGGUAUCCUUCACAUUGGACAUGCCAAAGCUAUCAACUUCAACUUUGGUUAUGCGAAGGCAAACAAUGGAAUUUGUUUCUUGAGGUAUGAUGACACGAAUCCAGAGAAAGAGGAGGAAAAGUACUUUACUGCUAUCAAAAACAUGGUGGAGUGGCUUGGCUACCAACCUUAUGCUGUGACGCACGCAUCAGACAACUUUCAGAAACUCUAUGAUCUUGCUGUGGAUCUAAUUCGCAGGGGUCAUGCCUACGUGUGCCACCAGAAGGGCGAGGAGCUGAAGGGCCACAACGUGCCUCCAUCCCCGUGGAGGGACAGACCUGUCGAGGAGUCUCUUGUGUUGUUUGAUAGGAUGAAGAAGGGCAUGUUUUCUGAGGGAGAGGUAACACUCAGGAUGAAGAUGGUGAUGGAGGAUGGGAAGAUGGACCCUGUAGCGUAUAGAAUCAAAUACACAUCUCAUCAUCGGACAGGAGAUGAAUGGUGCAUCUACCCAACAUACGACUACACCCACUGUCUGUGUGACUCUAUUGAAGAUAUCACACACUCACUCUGUACCAAAGAGUUCCAGGCCAGGCGGUCAUCCUAUUUCUGGCUGUGUAACGCUUUGGAUGUGUACUGCCCUGUUCAGUGGGAAUACGGCCGCCUGAACCUCACCUACACCGUUGUGUCCAAGAGGAAGAUCAUCAAACUGGUAGAGACUGGUGUUGUCAGAGACUGGGACGACCCCCGCCUCUUCACCUUGACUGCACUGAGGAGAAGAGGUUUUCCCCCUGAGGCCAUUAACAACUUUUGUGCCCGGGUUGGAGUCACUGUUUCCCAGACAACGAUGGAGCCCCAUCUCCUUGAGUCGUGUGUGAGGGACGUGCUGAAUGAAACAGCACCCAGAGCCAUGGCUGUGCUGGAACCUCUAAAAGUCACCAUAACCAACCUUUCUGAAAACUCAAAGGCAGAUGUACGGGUACCAAACUUUCCUGCCAAUGAGGCAAAGGGCUGUCACACCGUUCCAUUCUCAAAGACGAUAUUCAUUGAACAGAGUGACUUCAGAGAGGUGAUGGAGAAGGGCUACAAGCGUCUGACCCCAGAUCAACCUGUAGGUCUGAGACAUGCUGGAUAUGUCAUCUCUGUCCAGAAGGUCAUCAAGGACGCUCAGGGUAAUGUCGUGGAACUUGAGGUGACAUGCAGCAGCUCUGAGAGUGCAGAGAAACCAAAGGCCUUCAUCCACUGGGUCAGCAAGCCACUGGUGUGUGAAGUGCGUCUCUAUGAAAGACUGUUCCUGCACAAAAACCCAGAGGAUCCAUCCGAAGUGCCCAGUGGUUUCCUGAGCGACAUAAAUCCUCAUUCCCUGCAGACGAUCAGCAGUGCCUUAGUGGAUACCUCAGUCAAAGGAGCGAAGGUAUUCGACAAAUUCCAGUUUGAGAGAGUUGGCUACUUCUCCCUGGAUCCUGACAGCACUUCAGAGAAGCUUGUCUUCAACAGAACGGUUACCCUCAAAGAAGACCCUGGGAAAAUCUAAUUAACUGAGAUCAAGCCACACUUCUACUUCCCAUGAGCCCACAGAUACAUGUCCAAAUUGUCACUUAAUGUGUAAUUCUAGCAAGUACACAGACAACUAAAUUGAGAUUGAGUUGGAUCCGAUAUCGUAAUACUUACAUUUUGUUUGGAUUGGUCAUUUUGAAAUAAAUAAUAAAGAUUGUGUAAUUUUUUUUAAGUAUCACUCUCAGUCUCAGGGUUGGUCAAGUGUCAGAGUCUUUAUUAUUUUAAUGCUCUACAUUAACCUACAGUUUUCUUCUUUGUUGAAUGUAUGCAACUUUGGAUUUAUUUGUUCAACAAGCUGAUGGUACACAGAAGAGAUGCUUUCAAAUGCCACACAUGAGUUUCUUACACAGGUGGUGAGUAACUGCCAAACCACCAGAGGGGUUAUCAUCUGUCCCUUUGACAGGAGAUGAGAAUAAAUCAAAUAAAAAACA